UUCAAGUUAUGAAGAGAAUAAAUAAUCACAAAAAAAUAUCCAAAUAUAACAACGUGAAAUGGAUAAAUUAAUAAUUAUGUAAAGAUAACGUACAAUUUUAUGUAUUUUUUUUUUAAUUAGAUACGAAUUAUUAAAGAAAUUAAAGAUAAAAUAUUUCACAUUUAUAUUGUCUUAUUUGCUAAAUUAGGAGAAAUCAAAUUCAUCAAUAAACAUAUUAUUUUUAUAUUUUUAUAUCAAUUUAAUCACAAAAUAUUUUUAUUAUGCAAACAUAUUUCAAUAAGUAAAAUAAUAGUUGCAUUAUAUUAUACCUCUUUUAAAUAUUAAUUAGUAUUUAUAAUAUUGAUAUGUGAUAGCAUCUUUCAUAUUGCUAUUUUCUGGCUUUUAAUACUUCUUAGUAGUAGUAAUUGAUGAACACAGUCAAUUGUUUUAUUUUAACUAACUAAAUAUACUAUAUGUAUAUACAACUAUCACAUAUCCUGCAUAUAUAGGUGAAACUGUCAGAUAAAAUGUGAUUUAUUUUAUCAUUGAUAUUACUUUUAAUCAAUUUGACUUAUUAAUGCAUAAUUUCAUUUAACUGAUGAAGCAUUGUGAGCGAUUAAUGUACUAUGUAUUUAUUACCUACGUUGUUAUUAGUAUGCAUUAUUUUAGAGAAGUCUGAUAACGGUAUUAAAUUUGGAGAGUUGUAUACCUUUAAAUCAAAGGAAAAUACUCUAACGUUUAAUUCAAAUUCUUUGAAUGCUAAUGCAAUUCAUGAAUGGUAAUAAUAUUUCUUUUAUAUUGCAAAAAUUAUAUCAACCCACGUAUGUUUUACAAUUGUUUAUUGUCCACUGAUUACGUUGUUAUACUAAUUAUGAGACUUAACAUUAAGUUUAUGAAAUUAGUAUGUACGAUAAUCAAGAGGUCAGCCUUUUCUCUGCUGAAUUAAAUGUCUUACAAAAAGUUCAGGCAGAUACUAAAAAGAAAAUUAAUCUGUAUGUUCUUGGGUUUAAUAACAAAAAGUUCAGAUAUGUAAAAGUCAGUUACUUAAAUGAGUAUGCAAUUCAUAUAAUUUGAAAUAGAUAUUCAUUUAAUAUACGUUGGAUGCAGUUUGGUCAAAUAAUACCACAGCGAAAUGAUAAAGGAUGUUAUCAUAGUCCAUUUUACUGUAAAACUCUAACAAACCGUCGGCGCAAAUUACUUAGUUAUUUAAAUAAAAUGCUUUAUGAAAAUCCUACAAUGAGUGUGGAGUUACAUGAAAAGGAACAAACUAACUUAUUGAAGUAUAUUGGACAUCCUACUGAAAAUAAUAGUGAAUUGUGGGAUGACUGGAGCAAUUGGAGUAUAUGCAGUGUAACAUGCGGAAGUGGUCGUCAAGUUCGUUGGCGUCAUUGUUCAGCAGAACAUUGCAUAAAAGGAUUAAAGAGAGCACAAAUAAAAACAUGCCGUUUAAAAAAUUGUGAUUCUAAAGAUAUUCUUCAGUGGCUUGGCAUUAAAUCCAAAUAGUUUUAUUAAAAAUAGAGAAUACAUUGUUAUAUUUUAAGUUUAUACAGAAAUACGAACAUAAGAUUUUGACUUUAA
Bombus huntii is the source of this 1557-nucleotide messenger RNA. Its product is annotated as A disintegrin and metalloproteinase with thrombospondin motifs adt-2. The record is from RefSeq and is a predicted model, not a curated record. Lineage: Eukaryota; Metazoa; Arthropoda; Insecta; Hymenoptera; Apidae. Bases 1081 to 1482 code for a protein of 133 amino acids. The transcript has 2 exons.